AAGAGAGGAGGAGAGAGAGAGAGGGUGAAAGAGAGAAGGCGCGCAAAGCUCUCUCCAUCUCUUCCUUUUUCACCUUCCCCCUCUCUUCCCUUCUCCUUCCUCGCCCCCCUUACCACCCUUGAGGCGGGCGAUGUGCAGCUGCAUCAUCUCUUCCCCCCCUUUCCCCCUUCCGAUCGAAAUCCAACUUGAUCUUUCUGCCGCCUUGGUUGGAUGAUUUACCCUAUCUGAAAUCGGCUCAAGGUCAGUGAAUUCGCGCGCGAUUAGGAAUUGGAACCGUUCUGUCUUGCCAUUCUCAUCAGGAAAUGGCGUUGGAAGGGUCCAUUUCGGUGCCGGUGGUGGAGGAUGCGCUGAAGCAGCACGGGGCCAGGAUGUGCUACAUUGACUUGGCCUCGAGGAAGGAGGAGCAAGCAGCAAUGAGAAGGUAUGAGGCAGCUGCAUGGCUUAGGAGAAUGGUUGGAGUUGUUGGUGCGAAGGACUUGCCGGAAGAGCCUACUGAGGAGGAAUUCCGGCUAGCACUGAGGAAUGGAAUUGUUCUCUGCAACGUACUCAACAAGGUUAAGCCUGGAGCAGUGCCCAAGGUGAUCGAAGCUCCUGUGGUUUCAGCUUCCCAGCCAGAUGGUGCUGCCGUUCUGUCAGCAUUUCAGUACUUCGAGAAUUUGAGGAACUUCCUUGAUGCCCUAGAAGAAUUGGGUCUCCCCACAUUUGAGGCAUCUGAUCUAGAGCAGGGUGGUAAAGGCUCCAGGGUUGUUAAUUCUAUCCUUGCUCUUAAAUCCUUUGAUGAGAAACAAGUAUGCAGGAGCGGUUCCUCCAAAUCUGGUGGAACUAUGAAACCUUCAAGCACUGGAAAACACUUUGUGAGGAGAAACUCAGAACCUUUCAUGAAUUCCAUCAUUCGAAGUCAAACAAUUCAGGAUGGUGGGUCAUUGGAGCAGAACUUGAGCAUUGAUUUUUCAAUAGAAUCCUCUGAAAUGAUGACAUCACCUUCAGUGAGCAUGCUUGUGCGCAACCUUUUAUCAGACAAAAAGGCUGAAGAAGUCCCAUUGAUAGUUGAAUCAAUGCUAACCAAAGUACUACAAGAAUUUGAGCACCGGCUCGCCAGGCAACAGGAGAUGAUGGAUAAAAACGAGACAAUUGAAACCAGUUUGUUCAAUGGAGCAAGCAAUUCCAAAGAGUUUCAAUCCACUUGCUGUGAGAAUAAGAUGAAGGUGAUUGAUGAAAUGGGUUCCCUCUAUGAAGCAAGCAAUUCGACAGAGAUUCAGUCCACUGCCUGUGAGAAUAAGGUGAAAGUGAUUGAUAAAAUUGGUUCCCUCUAUGAUGCAAGCAAUUCGCCUCAGGUUCAGAACACUUGGUCUGAGAAUAAGAUGCUAGAAUCAGAGAGUACUUAUACGUGUUUAAGAGGUGAAGAUUUUACCAUGAGCUUGAGGGAUCAAGAAAAAACAAAAGAAAAGCUUCUAAAGCAGGGUUUACUUGUUGAGAAGCAAAAAAGAGAAAUUCAUGAACUGAAAAAUAGUCUCCUGUCAACCAGAGAGAGUGUAGAGUUGAUUAAGACACAGUACUCAGAAGAAGUUAGCAAACUAGGAAAGCAUAUGCAAAUUAUAACUCAUGCAGCUUCUGGAUAUCAGAAGGUUCUUGAAGAAAACAGGAAGUUGUACAAUCAAGUGCAGGAUCUUAAAGGAAACAUUAGGGUGUACUGCCGAGUGAGGCCUUUCUUACCUGGAAAAUCUAGUAAUAAUUUGACCACUGUUGAUCAUAUUGAUGAUGGAAACAUUACAAUUAGCACCCCAGCCAAGUAUGGAAAAGAAGGCCAUAAAUCGUUUAGCUUCAACAAAACUUUUGGCCCAUCUGUUACUCAAGAGGAGGUUUUUUCUGACACAAAACCUUUGAUUCGGUCAAUUCUUGAUGGUUUUAAUGUCUGCAUCUUUGCAUAUGGUCAAACAGGAUCUGGAAAAACUUAUACCAUGAGUGGACCCAAAGAGCUCACGGAAGAGGGCUAUGGAGUAAACUAUAGGGCACUAAAUGACUUGUUUCAGAUCUCAAGACAGAGGAGGGAUUCAUUUUGCUAUGAAAUUGCUGUUCAGAUGAUGGAGAUAUACAAUGAGCAAGUCAGAGAUCUCCUUAAUGAUGGUCCUAACAAAAAAUUGGACAUUCGUAAUAGUUCUCAGAGCGGGAUGGCAGUGCCUGAUGCAAACUUGGUUCCUGUCACAUCAACAGAUGAGGUAGUUGAGCUAAUGAACCUUGGUCAGAGGAAUCGCGCUGUUUGUUCAACUUCCAUGAAUGAGCGUAGCAGUCGCUCUCACAGUUGCCUAACAAUUCAUGUUCAUGGAAAAGAGUUGGCAUCUGGGACUGUUCUUAGAGGAUGCCUGCAUCUUGUUGAUUUAGCAGGCAGUGAAAGGGUCAAUAAAUCAGAGGUUAAAGGAGACAGGCUCAAAGAAGCACAACACAUAAAUAAAUCUUUAGCAGCUCUAGGGGAUGUAAUUUAUGCCCUUGCUCAAAAGAAUUCACAUGUUCCUUACAGGAACAGCAAACUUACACAACUCCUACAGGACUCUCUUGGGGGGCAAGCUAAGACAUUGAUGUUCGUACACAUAAGCCCUGAGGUUGAUGCGCUAAGUGAGACUUUAAGCACUCUCAAGUUCGCAGAGCGAGUUGCAACAAUUGAGCUUGGUGCGGCAAAGAUGAACAAGGAUACUGGGGAACUGAAAGAACUCAGACAACAGGUAGCUAGUCUCAGAGCGGCAUUAGCUAAGAAAGAGGAAGAGACCCUUGGAAGUACAACGUCCAGUUCUGACAGUUACAGAAUGAAAUCUAAUCCCACGUCUCCUGGGCAUCCAAACCAGAUGCAGACAAUGGACGAUUUCGGGAACAUUGUGAGCUGUUCAGCAUUGAUGGAGAGGGAAGACAUUGAUGCGGUCAACGAUGAGGAUCCACUGAGGGCCUGGGUUGGAGAUAGCGUGCAUCUUCCCGACUCCCUCGACCAGGGAUACAUUCCCGAUGUGAGAGUCUUCAGAGAUCGGCGCACAAGCCGGCCUAAUUCUUUCACAACUGAUGAUUACGAUGAUUUAGAUUUCGCAACUAGUGAUUCCUCAGAGCAAGAAGUGAUGUUGCAGUCUAGCAAUGCAAAAUCCAGUGCUGCAGUCAAUGGUGGCUCCAGAAUCAAGCAGCUUCAGUCGGGUUCAACUAAAAACCCCGACUUGAGGAAUCCUACUCGCUCCCACAUGCCAUCUCCGUCGAGGAAGACAUCAACUGCAACAUCUAGCCAAACAGCGAAAGGCCAGCCCACCAGGCAACGAGCAUCUGACGGAAAACGAAAGCCAAAUGUUAAUGGUAGGAUGGCGGCCUCAAAGUAGACAUCAAUCUCUCGCAUUAAUGGCGAGAGAUUUUGUUGCUUUUCCCUUAAGAAUGCAUCAAAGAGGGACUUGACUAGUUUCGUCUCUCAUAGUUGUGAGUAGCAGUAACAAAACAACUGCUAUUUGUUUCCAACCAAGUUUUUAUGCACGAAAAGGGAAGGUGCCGGAGGAGAAAAACAAAACAUAUAAAAAUUUGCUAAA
This is a messenger RNA of Zingiber officinale, 3548 nucleotides long. Its product is annotated as kinesin-like protein KIN-14F. Bases 303 to 3347 code for a protein of 1014 amino acids. Gene Ontology annotation, molecular function: microtubule binding; ATP binding; microtubule motor activity. NCBI's taxonomy places the organism in Eukaryota, Viridiplantae, Streptophyta, Magnoliopsida, Zingiberales, Zingiberaceae. Gene Ontology annotation, biological process: microtubule-based movement. The record is from RefSeq and is a predicted model, not a curated record. The transcript has 21 exons.